Messenger RNA from Cynara cardunculus var. scolymus (artichoke), 684 nucleotides. RefSeq names its product desiccation protectant protein Lea14 homolog. Gene Ontology annotation, cellular component: cytosol. Gene Ontology annotation, biological process: response to desiccation. The record is from RefSeq and is a predicted model, not a curated record. Lineage: Eukaryota; Viridiplantae; Streptophyta; Magnoliopsida; Asterales; Asteraceae. The coding region runs from base 94 to 561 and encodes 155 amino acids. The transcript has 2 exons.
GUAUCAUAUCUCAAUUAAAUUGGAGCAAAAACAUACUUCUUUACUUCUCGAAAUUGUUAUCGAUAAACAUUGCCGGAAAUAUCGCCGGAUCUUAUGGCCGGAAUACUCGAUAAGGCAAAGCAAUAUGUUGUGGAUUCAGUGGUGAGCAUAGAGAAGCCAGAGGCGAGUGUGACUGAGGUCGAUUUGAAAAAAGUCGAUUGGAGUUCGGUCACUUAUGUCGCUAAAGUCAAAGUUACAAAUCCUUACAGUGUGUCUAUUCCGAUCGGCGAGAUCCGUUACACUCUCAAAAGUGCCGACAGCGUGAUUGGAUCUGGGACAGUCCAUGACCCAGGUUCUCUUAAGGCGAACAGCGACACCAUGCUAGACGUGGAGAUUAAGGUGCCACACAACGUGUUGGUCAGCUUGGUGAAGGAUAUUGCUAUGGAUUGGGAUAUCGACUAUGAGAUUGAAGUCAUCCUCGUUGUUGAUCUUCCGAUUGUUGGAGACAUCAGCAUACCCGUGACUAAGAAGGGUGAGAUCAAGCUCCCGUCACUCUCGGACUACUUUAACAAAUCUAAAUGAACCUUUGAAGUACGAAAAAUAAGAUCAAUAACGUGAUCAGUAUUUCUCGAGUGUAAUAUAGCACAUAAUUCUGUAUAAGCAUGUGAAGUCAAACACUUAUAUAUAUUUGGUGGUAUAUGCAAA